UGGAAAUCAUUUGUGGCUCAACAAAAGCCAAUAUAAAAUUGCAUUUGCAUAUGUGUGACUGUGCGCGCGCAUACCUUUCCAUGUGCAUGUGUCUGGGUGUUUUUUGAACACCCACACACCCUCAUAGAAUGGAAUGAGUGUGACUAUGUAUGCGUGUGCGUGUGUGUGUGUGUGUGUCUGAGGGGGAGGAAAGUGCAUGAAGUAAAUGGGAGGGAUGUAACCUGCCUCACCAAGGUAUAAAUUACAAGAGUUUUGCGGUGUGUUGAUCUGGGAUGUAUGUUUGAUCUGGGGACAGAUCAAGCAGCUCUUUCAUCAGCUACAGAACUACUUGAAGCACAAAGACGCACUGAUGGGGCAGUUUGUGUCCAAACGUAACGUACAGACCCAGGGUGUGCAAUUCUCCACCAAUGAGGAGGGACCUCCCAGGUACUCCUCACACCACUUUAACGGCAGCACCGUAAAUGGAGGCAAUGGGCUCCGAAUCCCUCCCACCAUCGUCGUCUCCGAUGAGUCCAGUACAGCAGAGCGUCGCGGCUCCAGGGCAGAGCUGCGCAGGUCCUCCGUCUACAGCACCAUGGACCUGGUGCCCCAGCUGGAGCAUUACGCCAACUCUUUGCCACGCCAGAUGAUAAAGAGCAGGCCGUCUCUUGAAACCCUGCGCAAGACGCCUGAGGUUGUGGAGAUCGGAAUGGACGGAGUGUCCGCCUCCAACUCAGGCAGCCUGCCGGGACCAGAUAUGGAAAACGAAGAGUCUGAAGGUCCUAAGGGCAAAGCUCCAGUUAGAUUUGGCUGGAUAAUCGGGGUCAUGGUCCGCUGCAUGCUGAAUAUUUGGGGGGUUAUCUUGUUCUUGCGUCUGUCAUGGAUCACGUCUCAGGCGGGCAUUGUGUUGACGUGUGUAAUUAUCGGGAUGUCUGUGGUGGUGACCUCUGUGACUGCGCUGUCCAUCUCUGCUAUUGCCACCAAUGGGAGGGUGAAAUCAGGCGGUGCGUAUUUCAUGAUCUCCCGUACGCUGGGUCCUGAAAUUGGAGGACCGAUUGGAAUGGUGUUCUCCUUUGCAAACGCGUUGGCCUGUGCGCUGAACACUGUUGGUUUUGCAGAAGUGGUUCGUGAUUUGAUGCAUGAAUUUGGUGUCGUCAUGGUGGAUUCAGUAUAUGACGUUCGCAUUGUGGGCGUAAUCACAGUCACGAUUCUUCUUAUGAUUUCUCUGGCUGGAAUGGAGUGGGAGUCCAAGGCCCAGAUUUUGUUCUUCUUAGUGCUUUUGGUGUCCUUCGCAAACUACUUUGUUGGCACCGUAAUCCCUCCAAACGUUGAUAAGCAGGCUAUCGGCAUCUUCGGAUACCGAGGCGAUAUUUUUGUCGAGAACCUCUCAUCAGACUGGCGAGGUCCUCAAGGCAGUUUUUUCCAGAUGUUCGCCAUUUUCUUUCCUGCUGCCAUUGGCAUUAUGUCCGGGGCCAACAUCUCUGGAGAUCUAAAGGACCCUACAAUAGCUAUCCCAAAGGGUACAUUGAUGGCUAUUUUUUGGACAACAAUCAGCUACCUGGGGAUAACAGUAACUGUCGGGUCAUGUGUAGUGCGGGACGCCUCUGGGAAUAAAAGUCACAUCCUGACGGGAAACAACACGGACGGUUGCGUGGGACUGGCGUGUGACUUGGGUUGGAACUUCACAGACUGUAGCCAGUCGCAGACCUGUCAAUAUGGACUCGCCAACAGCGUCAAGGUUCUGGGGCAAGUCUCCGGUUUCUACUACCUCAUCACUGCAGGUGUCUUUGCUGCCAGUUUAUCUUCCGCCCUGGGUUUUCUUGUCUCUGCACCCAAAAUCUUUCAGUGUCUGUGCAAGGACCAAAUAUACCCGUACAUCAUUUUCUUUGCAAAAGGUUAUGGGAAAAACAACGAGCCACUUCGAGCUUAUAUUCUCUGCUACCUUAUUGCUAUAGCCUUCAUCCUUAUUGCGGAGCUUAACACCAUCGCUCCCCUCAUCUCAAAUUUCUUCCUUUGCUCCUAUUGCCUGAUUAACUUCAGUUGUUUUCAUGCAUCCAUCACUAAUUCCCCUGGCUGGAGACCGUCCUUCCACUACUACAGCAAAUGGACGGCUCUGUUUGGAGCGGUCAUAUGUGUGGUGCUGAUGUUCCUGCUCACCUGGUGGGCCGCUCUAGUCACCUGGUGCAUCAUCAUCUUCCUCUUCGGAUACGUCAACUACAACAAACCGAAGGUAAACUGGGGUUCGUCGAUCCAGGCAGGCACAUACAACAUCGCUUUGUCUUCCUCUGUCUCUCUGACCGGAGUGGAGGAUCAUGUGAAGAAUUUCAGGCCUCAGUGUCUCGUCCUGACUGGUCCUCCAAACCAGCGGCCCGCACUGGUGGACUUUGUCUGCACCUUCACGAAGCACAUCUGCCUCAUGAUCUGUGGCGAUAUUAUACUGGAGCAGGACAGGAUGACGCGGCCUGAGGACACCACAGACUGCCUGGUUAAGUGGCUGAACAAGAGGAAGGUGCGGUCGUUCUACACUCCUCUCACGGCUGACAACUUAAGGGCUGGAGCUAAGCAGCUGCUACAGGCAUCCGGUCUGGGUAAACUGAAACCCAACACUCUGGUUCUGGGCUUCAAGACGAACUGGAGGGACAGCGCUCCGGAAAGCAUCGAGGAUUACAUCAACAUCAUUCAUGAUACGUUUGACUCCAACUACGGUUUGUGCAUCUUGAGGAUGAUGGAUGGACUAGAUAUCUCUGAUGAUUUAGAAUUUGAAGUCAACCAGGGCUUUGAGGCCGAUGAAAAUGUGGACAAUCCGGACCAGCAAACCAACGAGGAGGAAACGGCUGAUGACAUGUCUGACGAAGGCAGCAGCGAUCAGAUGAACACCGUGUUUCAAAACAACCAGGGAAAGAAAACCAUUGACGUCUACUGGAUAGCAGACGAUGGAGGUCUGACUCUACUGGUGCCCUACCUGAUCACCAGGAGGAAAUGCUGGCGCCGAUGCAAGGUCCGAGUUUUCACCGUGGGCGACGAACAAAACAUGGAGAAGGGUCGCGAUGAGAUGAUAGCUCUGCUGAAGAGGUUUCGUUUGGACAUUAGUGAUGUUAUAGUCAUGACAGACGUUGAGAAACACCCUCAUCCAAAGAGCUUGAGCAGGUUUGUGGACAGUGUCGCCCCCUUCAGGCUGCAUGAUGAGCAGCAGGAAGGCGUCUCUGUGCAGGAGCUGAGACAAAGCACUCCCUGGAAGAUAUCUGACAAACAAUUUGAGGCCUUUAAGCUGAAGUCUGAGAGUAAGGUGAGGCUGAAUGAAAUCAUUCGGAAGAAUUCGAAACACACCGCUCUUGUUCUAGUGAGCCUUCCAGUUCCUCAAAGCGAUUGCCCCAGCGCUUUGUAUAUGGCCUGGCUGGACACUCUGACGUGUGGCCUUCACUGCCCCGCCGUGUUGAUACGAGGAAACCAACAGAACGUCCUCACAUUCUACUGCCAGUAAAACUAGCGAGGCACCGAUCCACUUUCUUUCGCUUCCGAUAACCAAACACAAGGCGCUCACCAUGACUGUUCUCACCCUCUCUCCCACUGCAUGAAGCCAGGCAGCACAAUGCUGUAAUGUCUACCAUCAUGGCAGACAUUACAGCUGCCACUUUGAACGAACACAAUCAAAGAGCAAUGCGCAUGCUCUGCGUGCUCUUUCGUUCUUGUGUUUUAUUUAUUUGGUAAUUAAAUAUCAAUGUAAAUAAUUAAAUAAAAUAAUGAUAGCUACUGCAGUGUAUGCAGAGCAUUACAAGAACAAAGAACGGCUCUCAGGGAGACUCCAGUCCUAUCUUGUUAGUAAAGAGAAGUUCAGAAGAUUCAGAUUGUUUGUGAAUGUCACAAUGCAAUAAUGUAUAUUGCAGACUUUUGGACACAGUGUUGUCCCAUAUAUGCGACACAUUAGUAGACACCUCCACACAAUAAUUCAGCACAGUGAGUGACUUUUUUUCAUCACAAAUGCUUAUGUGUAUCUUACAGCUAGCUUUGCUAACAUUACGUCAACGGAGUUUACCUUUCUUUGAGCUUCUUUUCUAAGUGACGAAAAAAGUUAGACGUAGUCCCCGCCGCCUGUGAAAGCGAAGCGCUGCUGAUUUAGCUGUCGCCAUCGGAUUUCUUCUGAUUUAUGCAGCGCAAUUCUAUUACUGACGAUUAGACAGACAUCGUCUGCCGCUCAAAGAAAACCACUGCGCAUGUCUCGGAGUGCCACGUGCGAGUGAAAGGUGGGGAGGGGGGUAACAGAAUCACGUAAUUGGUAAGUCACGUUAUUGCUUGGACUUUAAUCGGUGCAUUUUGCAUCCGGUGAAAACAAACACGUUAACAAAUAAACUGGACAGUAUGCUGCAAGUUUAGUGAUAUUUCCACAGUUGCGGUCUUGAAAUAAAAUCCCGAGUCCUCAGCGCCCGAGACCGAGACCAAAUACGGUUGAGUCCGAGACGAGACCUUCUAAAAACGGUCUCGAGACCGGUACUACAACACUGAUGUAUAGAUAUGCAGUAACUCGAUGUAGUGAAUUUAUUAUUCUUCUUGUGGCUCUUAAUUUAGAUUUCAGUUCAACCAAUAGUUGAGUUUCUUGGUUCUUAAAGAGGAAGAGAUGAGAAUCAGACUCAAAUACACAAGAGUGUUUUAUAGGAUCCUGUUAGCCACACAAUCUAGACUUAAAAUGUAAAAACAAACAUCCUGAAGAAGCUUGAAAAGAAGUAUCAAAGAACAUUAGUCCAAAAAAACCCAACAUAUAUGCACAGAAAUGGUUGGGUCAUAAAUUAAAUUAAUCAAUGCCUACUCCAUACAAGAUUUUGCUGACAAUUUUUGUCCCGAUUUUAAGGAAGCUUUGAUUAUCUUGGUGCUCUUGAGAUAAGCUUGAAAUUUAUUCCUGCCAUCUCGUCUUGAGCCAAUACUGUGUAGCCCAGUUAUACCGCUCUAAAGUAGGUAAGGGCCCCUGAGUUCAUUAAACCCGUUAACGUACAAAUAAUAACUCUAAUACACUCUCGUGUUUAAACAUAUGUUAAGUUUCACUCAUCUUAGAGUAAUACUUUUGAACAUAUAUUAAACACAAUAAUAAAUUCACAAAAAUGCUCAAAGUUUCUGCCUUUUGGUUUCACAAAACCUAUGUAAGUUAAUGUGGGCCCACUCUAACUUACAGUGUGUAUAUUUGAUUGUCAAUAUACUAAGCUGGCAAUAACUAACUAAAAUAUAGUCGCCCCCCCCCCUCAAAAAAAAAACCCCGUUGCAGGCCUGAUGUGAUGAUGAAGAGUGGAAUUGGUACCUUACGCCCAAGGGAAAAUCUUGAACCUUCUUGGAAUUUCACCUGUCCUUAGUCCCAGUUGGCAAGAUGUCUUCAGCUCUUCAGUCCCUCGGUCCACAGGAUUCAGGAAACAGCAGGAAAGUCCAACACAGUCACAAAACGCUCAGUGAAAGCUCAUCUCUCUGCUCCAAGCUCAACUCUGGAACGCUCCCACGACGGAAAUCUUAGCUACAUCUUCUGUUAGCCGAGUUAGCUCACAGUACUCAAUGUCGAUUCACUGUGCUAAUGAAUGCUAAUGCGUUAGCGAGCAUUACGUAUGACUUUCCACCUACUGUACAGUGAAUUCCGGUCUGAAAUUAUCACAGUAGCUGCAAACAAGAGUGUAGAGUCUAUAUCUAUUAACAGACUGUCGAGUUGAAAGCCUAAAUAUCUGCAAAAACACUCGUUUCUUAAUAACUCCGUCACGUUUUUUCAGCGCGGUUCAUCUCUUUCCUUUCUCAUUUCUAUAUACUGAACGUUAUUUCCUGUCUCUCCACUCUACUCUCCUAUCACUUCCUGACCCUCAGCCAACCACGGACCAGUAAAGUUGCGUUGCUCUACCCCACUUCCUCUUACAAACAUUAGCCCUUCAAAAUAAAAUAUGAUGAAGAUUACUUUUCUAUAAAAUGGUUUUAAGUACAUUUUUUCAAAAUUCUUUUAACUUAUUAUACCAUAUUACUUAAAGUACCUGUAAGUAAAAAUUUUUGUUAACACUUAUUUAUAACAAUUUUAACAUAUUUAAGCUAACAUGUUUAACACAUUCUGAAUUAUUAUUCAUUCUAUGAACUUAACUCAAUACAAAAUACCUUUUUUUUUUUUUACUGGGUUACAACUGUAGCAAGUGUUCCUUGAGAGACAGGAAGGUUAUUAUCAUUAUAAAAACUUAAAUAUAUUGUAUAUUGAGGGUAUUUCCCUUAUAUUAUCUUUAAAUGCCACAUAAUGUGAAUUGAUGACUUCUGGAGUAAAACGGUUUGACAAAAUCAACCAUUUUCUUUUUGUUUGUCAAUAUUUUUUAUGUGAACUCUUAUCGAUUGAGCACAUACUUUAUGUUGCUGUAGCAAUAUGUAAAUGUUCAUACUGUAAGUACAGUCAUGGGUUGUGUCUAACUCAUAUAUGAUAUACACUUUUUGAUGAUGUGAAAGCUCUGUUAAGGGAACAAAAAUUAUUAUUCAAACAAUAGAAAAUGUCAUACAGUUAAUUCAGCAGUUAAUGGCUUUAUGUGUUUUUCCUGUUUUUUUCUAAUUGUAUAACAAUGUACUAGUACUUGUACAUGUAUAUUUUGGCUGUAUAAUUUUUUGUAAAAUAUUAAAUAGAGAGUUUUUGUUGUGUA
Xiphophorus hellerii (green swordtail) is the source of this 6611-nucleotide messenger RNA. RefSeq names its product solute carrier family 12 member 3-like. The transcript is spliced from 28 exons. Gene Ontology annotation, molecular function: sodium:potassium:chloride symporter activity. Gene Ontology annotation, cellular component: apical plasma membrane. The coding region runs from base 350 to 3460 and encodes 1036 amino acids. Gene Ontology annotation, biological process: sodium ion transmembrane transport; sodium ion homeostasis; potassium ion import across plasma membrane. The record is from RefSeq and is a predicted model, not a curated record. NCBI's taxonomy places the organism in Eukaryota, Metazoa, Chordata, Actinopteri, Cyprinodontiformes, Poeciliidae.